UGUGAUUAUUACACAGCUCAAUGCUUUCAUAGGGCGGUGGCUGGUGGAAGGGGGGAGCCAGCAAUACGGGUCCGUACAAGGCAGUCACAACUCACACACAGGAUAGAGAAGAAACAUCUCAAGGGCAAAAGAGGGACCGCCGGACUCUGAUCGAGCCCAUCCAUCUACAUGCGCUGCUCCCACAGCUGAUUGGCUGUUUGUCUUUUUGCUGUGUGAUACUGUUAAGAACAUCAGUGAUUAAUUCAGUACAUUCCUUAUCGGAGGCUCCGGCAAUGCAGUUCCAGUAUUAAGGUGGAUUCCCAUUUACUUUGUUUCCCUGGUUUAUGUAAGAGGCUGCGCCGCUGUCAUGGCUCUGAGAUGGGGACCUUGCCUUCUGGGGACAGUGCUUGUCUCUUUGCUCUGCAGCCACAUGGAGGCCUUUCAGAUGCCUAAAGAAUAUGUAAUGCAAGAAAUAAUGUAUCCACCAACUAUAACUGAACAGUCACCGGCAAAGUACGUGGUAUAUCCCAAUGAUGACAUUGUGCUCAAGUGUGAAGCCAAGAGAAAUGCAAAAGUAAAAUACACCUGGAAAAAGGAUGGGGAAACGUUUGCGCCAGAGGAUGGCCCAAGUGUCAAUCGCAAGAAAGAUUCAGGAUCUAUAAUCAUCUCUAAUGGGAAUGGGAACGCAAUGAAGGAUUUUCAGGGCAAAUAUCGUUGCUAUGCCACCAAUGAACUGGGAACAGCCAUCUCACACGAGAUCCAUGUAAUCACUGAGAGCACCCCAAAAUGGCAGAAGGAAAUGAUCCGUCCUAUUGAGGUUGAAGAGGGUUCCUCAUUGAUAUUACCGUGUAAUCCACCUAAAAGUGCCGUACCUCCACGAGUCAUCUGGAUGAACAGCAGCUUAUUGCACAUCACACAGGAUAAGCGUGUGUCAAUGGGCGUAAAUGGAAACCUAUAUUUCUCCAAUGUACAAAAGCAAGACGAACAUCCUGACUACAUCUGUCAUGCCCAGUUUGUUGGUGCACGUACCAUUGUGCAGAAGGAGGCGAUAUCUAUCAAAGUCAGACCCACAAAUUCGGUGAAAUUUCGAAGGCCGGAAAUGAUGUUACCUGAAGGCUCCAUGAGCACUGUUCUGGCAUUAAGAGACCAACCCUUGCAACUGGAGUGCAUAGCCGAAGGCCUCCCUACCCCAGAGAUUGAGUGGAUUCCCCUCACUGGCUCCACUACCAAUGGUCACAUUCAAUAUGAUGACUUUAAGAAAACCCUUCACAUUGACAAGGUUCAAGAUGACGAUGAUGGGGACUAUCAGUGCACUGCCAAGAACACACAAGGCACAGCCACACAUACCUUCACAGUGGUUGUUGAGUCUGCCCCUUACUGGAUUAAUAAACCAAUGGAUGGAAUCUAUGCACCGGGCGAGGAUAUCAUACUUCACUGUGAAGUUGGAGGGAAACCUAAACCUAAGGUCACAUGGAAGAUAAACGGAGCAUCUUUGAAAGACUCCGAUCUAUAUCACAACUGGAAACUGAGCGAGGGAAGUUUGGUCUUAAACAAUAUGCAACUCAAUGACACGUCUGUUGUUCAAUGCGAGGCCCGCAACAAACAUGGAAACCUCCUUGCCAAUGCUUUUGUCUAUGUUGUUGAGCUGCCCCCACAGAUCCUCACCAAAAAUGAUGAGCAGUACAGUGUAGUUGAAAAGACAAAUGUUUCAAUGGACUGUAAGACUUUUGGAGCUCCAAUGCCAAAGAUCCAAUGGGACAGAGAUCAGGAAGACAACCUGCUUGCUCUUGACCAGUUUUCCUUCCACACUAAUGGGACACUGACAAUAACAGGAGUGGUCAAGGAACAUGAAGGAAUAUAUUGGUGCACUGCCAGCAACAACCAGGGAAACGUUAACAUCUCUGCCUACUUAGAUGUCAGAAAUGCCACUAAGAUCAUUAGUCCCCCAACGGAGCAGAGAGCGAGAAAAGGUGGGAAAGCGAUCUUCCAGUGCACGGUGGAAUUUGAUCCCAAAAUGAGUAGUAAAAUUAUAGACUGGAAGAAAAACGGCUUGGAAAUAAAUGAAGAUCCCGACAACGAUAAAUACUUUAUUGAGGAUUACACCCUAAGUAUUUCCAAUGUACAAGAGGGCGAUCAGGGGAUGUACACCUGCUUGGCACGCAGUGAACUGGAUUCUGUGGAACAGACUGCCGAACUGGUGGUGAUUGAUCUUCCUGAAUCUCCUUCUGAUUUGGAGCUUUCUAACGCACAAGAAACAAGUAUAACACUAACCUGGACUCCAGGCAAUGAAAACAACAGUCCCAUUGAGGAGUUCAUUAUCGAGUUUGAGGAAGACAGCUUUGAACCAGGAGUAUGGCAUGAACUCACAAGGGUGGACGGAGAUAUGGUUACUACUGAUCUGAAUCUUUCUCCCUAUGUCAACUAUCAGUUCCGAGUGAUUGCCGUGAAUGAGGUUGGACCUAGCAAUGGAAGCAACCCGUCAGAUCGUUAUCGGACACCUCCAUCUGCUCCAACAAAGAAUCCAGAAGAGGUGAAAGGGGAGGGCACAGUACCAGAAAACAUGAAAAUCUCCUGGAAGCCAUUGAAAGGCAUCGACUGGAAUGGCCCUGACUUCAAAUAUCUUGUAAAAUGGAGGCGACUUGGUAAAGAUGAUUGGAGGGAGGAGGUAGCAGAGAGCCCCCCAGUCAUUGUGACAGAGACAAGCACAUUUGAGCCUUAUGAGAUCAUAGUCCAGUCAGUCAACGAUCUGGGCAGGGCUUCUGAACCCAAACCUAUAAUUGGCCACUCUGGGGAGGACUUUCCUGACAUUAGCCCUGAGAAUGUUGGCUUAGAGGCUAUGAACGAGAGUGCAAUCAAGGUAGCAUGGUUGCCUGUGCAGAAACAAGGGCUGAACGGUCAUUUAAAAGGAUUUAUGGUAUACUACAUUAGCCAUAGCAGCCGGCACAGGCAGACCAAGGAGUUACGGGUCCAUGGUAACACAACACAUGCAUUAAUUACUGGGCUAAAACCUUUCAGUAACUACUCAGUGGAAGUCGCCAUCAUGAAUGGAAAGGGACCUGGGGACCGUAGUGAGUCACGCAUGAUACGCACUGAUGAGGGAGUUCCAAGUCCACCUUCAUUUUUACACCUGGAGCGCCAAUCUGACACAUCACUGACUCUCAUAUGGGGCCCACCGGAAACUCCCAAUGGAAUUCUAACAGGAUACGAGAUAUAUCAUCAGAUAGUGAACAAAACUCACAUGGGAGCAAAGUACUUCUCUGAAACUAUCAAUGAUCCCACGCAGCAAAAUUGGACACUUUCAAAUAUCAGCUCCAAAGACACGUACCGGUUCUAUUUAUAUGCCACAACAUCGGUGGGACAGAGUGAAGCUGUUAUGGUGGAAGGCAGCACUAUGCAGGAGAUAGAGGUUCCUCCCGUGCUGAAUGUCAGUAUCGAGACUGGGGACAGUGUGGUCACUCUAAACUGGAUGCAGCUGGAGGGAUCGAGUAACGCAGAGAUCAAAGUCGAGAUCAGGAACAAAUCUAGUGAACACUUGUGGCACCACUAUGGUUCAGUGAACACCACAGACUCUACCUUCCAGCUGAGCGGCCUCCUCCCUGGCACUCCUUAUUUCAUACGGCUUAUGGCCCUUAAUCACACUCAGCAUGUUGAAAUCUGGAGUAAAAUGGUACAGACCACCGGAAUAGCUAUUACCAAGGAACAGAGAGGAUUUGCUACUGAGGGCUGGUUUAUUGGGCUGAUAAGUGCCAUUGUACUCCUACUGCUGAUCCUACUCAUUCUUUGCUUUAUUAAGCGCAGCAAAGGAGGAAAGUACUCUGUGAAAGAUAAAGAAGAUACUCAAGUGGACUCUGAAGCCCGGCCAAUGAAGGAUGAAACCUUUGGGGAAUACAGAUCUCUAGAAAGUGAAAAUGAUGAGAAGCCUUUCACUAGCAGCCAACCCUCCCUCAAUGGGGACAUCAAGCAACUGGGUAGCGAUGACAGCCUGGCCGACUAUGGUGGUAGUGUGGAUGUCCAGUUUAAUGAAGAUGGCUCGUUCAUUGGCCAGUACAGUGGCAAAAAGGAGAAGGAGCCAGCAGGAGGCAAUGAAAGCUCUGGAGCGACCUCACCGGUCAACCCCAACAUUGCCAAUGAAUAGUGUGUGUUAUAGCGACCAAGAAGGGUUGUCGGGGAAGUUUUAGUUUGAAUAUCAGGGGGUGGCAGGAGAAAUUGGAUGGAUAUGGAGAAUUUAUUUUUUGCUUGCACGUCACCUAACUAAUUUGGUGCCAGAGGGGUAUCUAGCCCAUAAUCUUUGUAGCCUCUCUAGCACCAAAGUGGUUGAACCGCUAUAUUCUCUUUGGACUGUGGCUUCGUGCCAUGUGUGUAAAUGGGAAUCAAGGAAAAAUAAAAACAAGGACCAUAACAGGAAAAAAAAUGACAGAUGGUUUCAUAUAUCAUCUGCAGAGGAUGUGUGCCAGUGUUCUAAUUUUUAUUUAAAAAUCAAAUAGCAAGGAAUGGACAAAAUAAAGGACUGAGGAGAAAACCACGUGGAGAGAAAAAAAUAAAGAAAAACCAAAGUAUAAGGGAAAAAAAGACAAAAAAAAUAGCAUUUCUCUCUUUCACGCCAAGUUCUGCUUUCACGUUUGCCACAGACGUGUUCCUUUUAUAUGUUGUCUCUUAUUUGUGAUGUUCUCUUCCCAUUUGGUUGGGGGAUCUGUAGACAAGAACCCCCAGCUCUUCCAUUGGUUAUUACUAUCUUGAGUGCAGCCGGCCAAAUGAUAAAGACAUACAAAAAAAAAAAAAAAAAAAAAAAAAAAACCUGAACAAAUGUGUAUUUAAAUGUGCUAUUUGAAUGCAAAUGAGCAAAAAAAAAAAACCUUGCGCUUCUUGUACGGUGAUGAUCCCUUUCCUUCUGUAUCUCACACACCUACUCAGUGGUAGGCUGAAAAAAAGGGGUGCUUCUUGUUAUGGUGAUGACCCCUUACCUUCUGUAUCUCACUCACCUACUCAGUGGUAGGUUUAAAAAGGGGUCCCCCUGGUCGCUUACAGUACACCGGCACGUGGGGUCUUCUUCAUGCUCCCCUUGUCUGCCUUUAAGUUCAUUGGUAUUAACCCUUGUGCAACUGGGUGGUUUCCAGCAGACCCCUCUGGUACAAAGAGUGAAAGAAUGACAAUGGCUUUGGUGGUUGCCAUAUUUAGCCGUUGACGCUCAUCUAGCUCACUAGCAUCAAUGAACGCCAUUUCCGAUUUUUACAGAAUUUAUGCCAGGGCCAGAUGCAAGCUCAGUAAAUUCUAUAUUUUUGCUGUAAGAUUAGAUGCAGGAUUCAUACUCAGGAUCUGUUAAGGUCACCUAUAUGCUGCAAAAGAAGCUAGGAAAUGCUAGCGGGAGAUGUGUGCCCAUGUCUCCUAGCAACAAGUCCGUGAAACCUUCUGAGGACCAGAAAGGGGUGCAAUGAAGUCUAUUGCUCCCCCUGGUGCUUAAGGUGGGGUUCCACGUGGUAAUUACAGGGUUUAGCAUGAUGCAUAAUAAAACAAGUGGAUCGGUUUACAAAAACCACAGGCAAAUGAGGCUAUUCCUACUAGAAAUGAUUGGUGUGGGCAGGUUAUUAGAGUGGGCCCUCCAAAAACAACAGAACACCAUUUGGCUUUUCCUAUUUCAGCCUUUUCAAGGUCCAUAAAAGUGAGAUUCUUCCCUGAAAGGACACAAUAAAUGUUUAUGGUUUUUUUUGAGGGGCCCGUUGAUGCCAUUUUAAGACUUGUUUUAUUGCAUCCCUUUAUUGACAACUUGCAUAAAAUGCCUGAAAGCUCUGGUUUUUGUAAAGAUACUCCAUACAAAAAGAGAUCCAAUUCCCAAACAGACACAGCUGUGGGUGGCCAUUUUGAGCCAUGACAGUUAAUGUGUGGGAUUUUUUUCAGGUGUCAGGACCAAACGUCAGUAUGUUUCCUAUAGUCUUUUUCCUCAGGAGCUGAUGCAUUGUGAGGUUCAUUAAUUCCACCUUAAUCUCCCUUUGCUUUUGGGAACACUGUUAUUGGGUAUAACCUAUCCUGCUCCCUGUGUUCUUUCUGGUAGAAUUAAGCAGCAGGCUCCCCACCUCAGAGGCCUCAGACAGAGGUGCUGUAUGACAGAUGUCAUUAUUUUCCACUGUCUGACACCUCCACUAUCUCCCAUCCCGAUGACAUGGGUGUAAAGUCUAGGGGGUAUAUUUAUCAAAGAAUGAAGUUAGAGAUCACAAUAGUCACCACUCUCCAUUAAUUUCUAUGGAAUUUUUAAAAGAGUAUUUGUCAAUGGGUGAAAGUUCAUCCUUUGAUAAAUAAGCCUUUCAAAUUCCAUAGAAAUGAAUGGAGAGUGGCAGAAUUUCACUCUAGCAGUCUGUGGUGAUCUCUAACUUCACUCUUUAAUAAAUAUGCCCCUAGGUCUUUUCCUUAGGUUGGGCUGGAGGGACCAAUGACUAGAAAACCUCCAAACAAUAAGUAUACUAAAAGAAAGAACAUUUCUGAAUUCUCUUGUAGUAGGGUGGUCCCACAUUCCCAUAAUAAUGGUUUACUGGCAACCCCUAUGCAAACAUAUUGAGUGAUUCACAACAAAAUAUAUAUCUGGAUGCCAAGACCCUCAUAGGCUUGGCUUUCUGUUGGGAUGUCCUCAAAUGUCAGCAUUCUCUACAAGCCAUGUUGGUAACUGUAGUGCAACAUCAGCUAUAGGGCAGCCUUAGGCUCAUCUAUGAUCCAGGCUUAGGGAAGGCAGCAAACCUAUCCCAAAAUGUUGACCACUGUUGUAAGUUCCUUAAGUCAAGACCAGUAAAUGCCCCUAGGUACAAGCUAGGUGCAUGUCAGUAUUAUGAGCUGGAGCUUUAACCUACCUACCCUUUCAAGACCCUCCCUACAUCUACAAGAGCUUUAACCAUCCCUUGCAGCUGGUUAAUAACAGUCCCAAAUACUUGGGAAUGAAAGUGUUCCAUUAUGACACAACCUGUAGAAUGUGCAGAUGACUAUGUAACUGAUCACAUUCCGACGCAUGUAACACUGCCAGGCUCUCCCCCUCACUGUAUAAUAUCCAGAUUGUGAAGAAGUAAAUAUGGCAGGUUGGUACAGCAAUGAAGCAGCAGAUGGUAGAGGAAUAGUUGUUUUAUUAGCCUCUUAUCUUCCAAAAAUAACUCAAAAAGCAUGUGACUGGUGCUGUAACAUGUGCUGUGGAAAUGCCUAAUAUAGCACUAGUACAUUGCAUAUUAGAUCAAAGACAACAAAAGCUGUAUAUUUUUUACUUUAGUGUCCCUCACAGGUAGGUUUUACCAAUAUGGCUACAAGAUAAUAAUACUGUAUAACACUGUAUUCUUGGCAAUGCUCACACUCAUAUCAGUGGCAUAUUCCCUCCAGCCCUCAACGGAGUUGACUGACAUUUUUGCACCCAGGGGUGCAGGCUGCAGGCACUUCUGGUGGCGAAGGGGUUACAAAUUAAACAAAAGCCGGGCCUGAUGGGUGCCGCACUGAACCUUUUUGAAUGUAAAUAGUAUUUCGGAAGUUUGUAUCUGCCGGUAGUGUAUAGGCCUCUGUAAGUCUCUGUCUAUAGCUUGGUAUUGUUAAAGAAAAAUACAACUAUAUCAUGAUA
This is a messenger RNA of Xenopus laevis (African clawed frog), 7558 nucleotides long. It is a transcript of the gene l1cam.S, whose product is annotated as L1 cell adhesion molecule S homeolog. Gene Ontology annotation, cellular component: membrane; growth cone; plasma membrane. Lineage: Eukaryota; Metazoa; Chordata; Amphibia; Anura; Pipidae. The record is from RefSeq and is a predicted model, not a curated record. The transcript is spliced from 30 exons. Gene Ontology annotation, biological process: cell-cell adhesion; axon development; brain development. Gene Ontology annotation, molecular function: cell-cell adhesion mediator activity. Bases 347 to 4114 code for a protein of 1255 amino acids.